Gossypium arboreum is the source of this 2252-nucleotide messenger RNA. RefSeq names its product receptor-like protein kinase FERONIA. The record is from RefSeq and is a predicted model, not a curated record. Bases 616 to 1515 code for a protein of 299 amino acids. The transcript has a single exon. Gene Ontology annotation, molecular function: transmembrane receptor protein tyrosine kinase activity; ATP binding. Gene Ontology annotation, cellular component: plasmodesma; plasma membrane. NCBI's taxonomy places the organism in Eukaryota, Viridiplantae, Streptophyta, Magnoliopsida, Malvales, Malvaceae. Gene Ontology annotation, biological process: protein autophosphorylation.
GGGCCAGUUUGUUUCAUUGAUUUCAUUUUCGGUAAAAUGUUUUUAUCUUUUUUCCAAUGUUUGGUAGAAGGCUAGCUGUUUUUCUGUAAAAUGACUUGUCGAACUUGAAAUCGGUAAGACAUUUUACACAAUUCUUAACUCCUACCUUUCUCUCUCGUUUAAUAAUGCUCUCUUCCUCGUUCUUCUUCCUUCUUCAAUUUUCUUUGAGAAAUAAAAAACUCUCCGACUCCGAAGUUAGGCUUUGGAAUGAGAUUUAUAAUGAGAAUUCCUUCACUUUCCAGCUUUUGUUUCUGUCCAGUAUCUGAAAGCAAAUUAAAGAAGAAGCCGAGCAAGGGAAAAGCUAAAUCAUCGCUUCCCCAACAUCUGUGCCGUCGAUUUUCACUCGACGAGAUCAGAUUUGCCACCAAUAACUUUGACUCCCAAUUGGUUCUUGGUAAAGGUGGCAGCGCAGUAGUGUAUACAAAGGGUUUUUCGAUGACCGGGCUUCGGUUUUCGCUGUCAAAUACUUGCAGCUCGAAUCCUCACGACAUACAAUACUUGAAGACUUUCGAAAUGAGGUGCAGCUACUUUGCCAGCUGCGCCACCAACAUAUCGCUUCUCUGAUUGGAUUCUGCGAUGAGGAAGACGAAGAUGAUCACAGUGUACAAUUAUAUGAGCCAGGGGACGCUCUUCGAUCAUCUCCAUGGUACUGGUCAUCACGAUCCCCUCCCAUGGAAGCAAAGGUUAGAGAUUUGCAUUGGGGUUGCUUGUGGAUUACAUUAUCUUCAUGCUGGAGCAAAGCGUGCAGUCAUCCACCGUGACAUCAAGACCAAAAACAUUCUUUUAGAUGACCAAAUGGUUUCCAAGAUUGCGGAUUUCACCUUGUCUAAGAUAGGCCCUUUUAGUUUAUCAAACGCUCCCAUCAGAAUAGAGUUACCCCCUCUGGAUGAAAUUGAAUUGCAAACAAGUCGAACGAGGCUGUUUGGUACUGUGGGUUAUGUGGCUCCUGAGCUUUUCAUGGAUACUACUCUUGUGACAGAGAAAUCAGACGUUUACUCAUUUGGGGUUGUUUUGCUUGAAGUACUUUGCGGUAGAAAAGUAUUAAUGUUUGAUGCAGGGGACCAUAAUCAUCGUCAUAUAAUUUCAUGGGUCAAUGAACACCUAAAGAAUGGAACUAUUUGCCAAAUGACGGAUCCAUAUUUGGAAGGGAAAAUAGCCCCGGGUUGCUUACAGAAAUUCCUGGACAUCGCAUUAAGUUGCGUCCAUGUUGGGGAACAUAAACGACCUGCUCUUGGUGAAGUGGAGGUGACAUUAGAGCUUGCUUUGAAGCUCCAAAACAAAGCAGACUCCGAAGUGAAGCGCCUCAAUCCUCAUGGAGAAGCUAUGUAUGAAGAAGUAGUUUUCCCUGCAUCUGCCUUCAGUUUCUCUGAUUAUCAGACUGAUGUACUCUGGCCCCAUGGAAGUUCUCGUGUCGAGGAUACAUUCAGCUGGAAAUCUGAGGAUAUGUUGUCAGACAUUGAAGAGCUGUGCAGAUGACAGUGAAGAUAUGCAAUCUGGGAUGAAUGUUUGGCGGGGUCAAACUAAUUACGUAUGGUUAAGCAGUUGAGGUGUUUCUUAACUUUCUUGACUACUGUCCAUUGAAGAUUUGACGCUUCACAAAGGGAAACCUUCGUUAGUUAAGCAAUAGAGACAGCAAUUUGAAUUUAUUUUAUUUGGAUUUUUUACUGGAAUAAUAUUAAAAAAACACGAAAAUAGGUUGUUGCUAAGAUUAGGUAUUAAAAUGGUAUAUUUGGACAUGUGAAGGGUGUUGCAUAGGCGGCAUCACCCUCAUUUUUUGACACUUUACAGUAAAAAAAUUUAUUUUAGUAGUAGAGGGUGUCAAAUAGGCGGCACCAAUUGUGCUUAUCUGAUAGGCGGCACACCUAGUAUAUUUUCCCCCCAUCUUCCCAUCCAGCUCGUAUCAGUUUGGAAAAAAGAAUUAGUAGAACAACAGAGGGAGAAGAGAAAAAAGAAAAGAAAAGUAAAGAAGAGAAAAGAAAAGAAAAUGUAAUUUUUUUAUUGUUAUUUUUAAAUAUAAUUGAUUAUGAUAAGAAAAAAAAUGUUAGUAUUAUAUAGUUUGUUUAGUGUUAUUUUUAUAUUUUGUUUUAAAGUUAUUUUGUUUAUUGUGAUUUGUUAGUAAAUUUUGUGUUUAGAUUAUUGAAAAUGUUAUCUUGUAAAUUUUUUAAUAUAUUUGAUAUUGUUAGAAAUGACAAUAAAUUUGAUAUUGUUAGAAA